AUGGCGUCCACUGUGGCUCCUGUGACAGCAGAAAGCAGGCCGGCGUUCUCCAUCGAGCGGAUUCUGGGUUUGGAGCUGGAAAGACCUGGAACCUGCCUGAAACUCCACAGACCGUGGGCAGAGAUCGGAGCAGAGAUGGAGAACAGAAACAGUUUGUGCUCAAAACCACAUCAUCAUCAUCCUCAGCUGGUGAGCUCUGCCAGGCCGACAUCCAACUGGUAUAUCGGACGCAGACCACGCACUGCUUUCACCAACAGCCAGGUGAAUGUUCUGGAGACAGUGUUUCAGGUGAACUGUUACCCAGGUAUCCAGCUGAGGGAGCAGCUGGCGGGCAGACUGGACCUGGACGAGGACAGAAUACAGAUCUGGUUUCAGAACCGGCGAGCCAAGCUGCGGCGUUCCCUCAGAGAAACCCGUCUGCAGCUGGUUCAGACGGCCGUGGCGGACCUUGGGGUCAAACAUGAGGUCAUAGGUCACCUGAAGGCUGAGCGGGAUGCGGGAGGUGACCUGGAGCUCGCUCAGCGGCUCGCCUCUCGUCUGCAGCUCGAGGUGGAGGAGGAGGAGUAAUGCUGAUAAACUCGUCCUGUUUCUGGAUGUCUGGAAAACAAACUGUGACAACUGAAGUCACAGUUUGCUUCCAAGCCUACCAAGAGUAAAAUGUUUACACAAAAAGUUCGUCUAUCAAGCACACUGAGGAAAUAUUUCUGUUGUCUUAAAGAUCAAACUUUAUUUUAAGAUCUGCUCUGGACCAGUUUGUUUAAUGUUCUUUAAUA
Epinephelus moara (kelp grouper) is the source of this 773-nucleotide messenger RNA. RefSeq names its product HESX homeobox 1 (gene hesx1). Gene Ontology annotation, biological process: pituitary gland development; forebrain development; regulation of transcription by RNA polymerase II. Gene Ontology annotation, cellular component: nucleus. Bases 1 to 567 code for a protein of 188 amino acids. NCBI's taxonomy places the organism in Eukaryota, Metazoa, Chordata, Actinopteri, Perciformes, Serranidae. Gene Ontology annotation, molecular function: DNA-binding transcription repressor activity, RNA polymerase II-specific; RNA polymerase II cis-regulatory region sequence-specific DNA binding. The record is from RefSeq and is a predicted model, not a curated record. The transcript is spliced from 4 exons.